CUUCUAGAUAUAGUUUCUCUUCUUCUUAUAAACUUCGUAUACUCCAUUUUAAGGAAACGGGAGAGUACACGUAGUGUGUCAGAGGGUGAGAAUCCCAAUGAGGAUCUUACCCGAGCCUCUAGGUUCGGUUCCAUGCCUCAUUCUCCUCGUGUCGUCGGUUCUAUUUUCAGCGACUCUAUCCCUCGCUCGUGUCGUCGAAGUUGUUGGUUACGCCGAGAGCAAAAUCAAAAAUCCCCAUGCAUUCACAGGACUCCGAGUGACGAUUGAAUGUAAGGGGGAGAAAGGGCAUUUUGUUACAAAAGGUUCUGGAAACAUUGAUGAGGAAGGAAAGUUCGGUCUGAAAGUUCUUCCUCAUGACAUUAUCUCUGACGACGGAGCCUUAAAGGAGGAGUGUUAUGCCCAGCUUCACAGUGCGGCGGGAGCACCUUGUCCGGCUCACGACGGCCUUGAGUCAAACAAGAUCGUGUUUCUAUACACAUCCGGAGACAAACACGUUUUGGGCCUCAAACAAAACCUGAGGUUUACACCUGAACUUUGUGUUUCCAAAUUCUUUUGGCCUAUGCCUAAGUUCCCUCCUGUUAAGGGAUUUGAACAUCAUUUCCCUUUACCUCCACCGUUUCCUAAAUUCAAGAAACCUUGCCCACCUCCCCCUGAGGAGGUUCCACCACCACCAAAGGUAGAGCUUCCGCCACCUGUCCCGGUUCACGAUCCACCCCCGAAGGUGGAGCUUCCACCACCGGCUCCUAAGAAGCCUUGUCCUCCUAAAUCGCCGAAGAUAGAGCACCCACCUCCUGUUCCCGUUUACAAGCCGCCACCAAAGAUAGAGCAUUCACCUCCUAAGAAGCCAUGCCCACCGCCGGUUCACGUUCACAAGCCGCCACCGAAGAAGGCAUGCCCCCCAAAGAUCGAGCUUCCACCACCAGUCCCGAUCUACAAGCCGCCGCCGAAGAUAGAGCAUCCACCAAUCUACGUGCCACCGGUGGUGAUUCCGAAGAAGCCGUGUCCACCACUUCCAAAGUUUCCACAUCUUCCUCCUAAAUACAUUCACCAUCCCAAGUUCGGCAAAUGGCCUCCCUUGCCAACACACCCUUGAAACUUUAAACGUUUACUCGUAUAUUUUUUUUAAAAAUUAUUGCAUGCAUGUUUAAUAUUUUGGUUGCUUUUGUCUCAUUUAAUCUUUGUUUGCUUUAUCUCCGAUCGAGUUAUAUAUAUGUAGACUGUUUGCGUAACUAUUCCAGCAAUAAUAUGGUAAUGAUUCCUUUCUCUUUUA
Messenger RNA from Brassica napus (rape), 1270 nucleotides. Its product is annotated as proline-rich protein 4. The record is from RefSeq and is a predicted model, not a curated record. The transcript is spliced from 2 exons. Lineage: Eukaryota; Viridiplantae; Streptophyta; Magnoliopsida; Brassicales; Brassicaceae. Bases 98 to 1093 code for a protein of 331 amino acids.